AUCCAAAACCCAUCAAGACCUGCAAAUCUGCAAUAUAUCUCUCUUCUCUACUCUCAAACCUCAAACCCUGCCUGUUCCUCUUCACCUUAAACAAAUCAAAAAAAAAAAAAAAAAAAAAAAAAACAAUCAUUUGAAUGUCCAGUUUCAACCUAGGAAAGAAGCUUCUACCCGCUAAGAAAGCGUGGAAGAGCUUCACUGCCACAUUCCAAUCAAAGCUCAAGCUCCGAAAAGCCAUCAAACGAGCCAAGAAACGCUGCGUCUUCGCCUUCAACUACAUCCGCCCUCUUCUCUCCCGAAAGUUUUACUCUUUGAUUAGUUCCUCCAAACGCCCUCUGCAACGCCGCCACUUCCACCGCCCCAACUUUCCGGCGGCUAUCUACGUGGACGAGCUUUUCCCUGACCCUCUCUCUGCUCCGCCGCCAUGGCGUCGGAGCUCAGAACUGCCGCCAAAGCGCCGCUACGGCGGAGAAGAACAAAAGGUGGGGCCGAGCUGUAAUAAGGUUGGAGAGAGUAGCAGCAAUGGCGGCGGCGGCGGUGGAUGGAGAGUUCCAUCUUUACCGCAUUUCAGAGGAGUGGAUGAGAGGGCGGAGGAUUUCAUUUCUAAAUUUCGUGAAGAUAUGAAGCUUGAAAGAGAGCAAUCAAUUCUUGAUUUCCAGGAGAUGCUGGCAAGAGGGGCUUAGAAAAGAUUAUAUUAAUCUUCUUUGAAAUUUAUUUUUUAUUUAAUUUUUUCCAAUUUUU
This is a messenger RNA of Ipomoea nil (Japanese morning glory), 738 nucleotides long. RefSeq lists its product as uncharacterized. NCBI's taxonomy places the organism in Eukaryota, Viridiplantae, Streptophyta, Magnoliopsida, Solanales, Convolvulaceae. The record is from RefSeq and is a predicted model, not a curated record. Bases 135 to 680 code for a protein of 181 amino acids. The transcript has 2 exons.